GGGAAGGUUUGUUUUGACUGAAGUCUCUGGCUGUUAAAGUCAGCUGACAAACAGUGUCAGCAUCCUGUCAGGGGACGUCUUUCAUGUUCUGAUCCCUGCCGAUGUGGCGGUUUAAUCAAUGUCUUUGCCCGGCGCCGUAUAACUGCCACAGUGUUCUUGCUGGCUAGUCCCCAGUGUCGUGAUGACGUCGCAAUUAGAAAGGCCCAGUUGAGUCUUUCCAACCUCAUUGCAGUCUACGAAAUACACCACAAAAUGAAAUUAAGUUUAAAAGCUCAUUCGUGCCUCGGCCAACUAAUCACUGUUCAAAGAAUAUUAUUAGAUUUGUGAUCACAACGGCGCACUGCUGCACGGCUGACAGUCGUGUUGCUCUGUACUGCGUAUUGGGCAGCCUACCAGCAUGGCAACAGCUCUCUAAGCUCUGCUUGUCUCACUGAGUGUGUGAGUUCACUGGGGACAAGACACACUCUGUCACAGAGUUCAUGGAUAUUAACCUCAUCAUCAGCAUCAUGGGCCAAAGUGGUUUAUCUCUCCACAACGUGACUGCUUCCAUUGUGAAACAACAUGCCUUCAUGCAGGAUGGGAUGAUAACACUGGAGUAAGUGGAUUAGAUGCUGCAGCAGGAGCUGUAACAGUAUGGGACAUAUACACACCAGAUAGUGGUCGCUGCAGGAUAAAUGAUGCCAACAUCUUGUUGAGGAAUUGCCAGCUCGUUGUGGGAGUUUGUAAUUGAAUAACUGGAUAUUGUUAUCGGUAUUCUUCAUUACCAUACUGUACAGCAUUGAUGACCUCGGAGGACAUUGUGUCAGUGACCUAGAAGACUGCUGGGUCAGUGACCUCACGGGAUGGUGCUGUGGAUGUGAAGAAUAAAACUCUGACUUGAGGGGUUCUUUGGGUUAUUAUUGCAUCUAGAAUGGAUUAUAGACAGGAUUGUGCAUGAGCAGUUUCCAGGACAACAGUCAUGAUUUCAGAAUUAUAUACUUUGUACCUUACUCCCAGCCAUCCCAAGAGUACAGUGGUUUCAUCCUGACGUGGAUACAUUGACAGUGACACAACUGAGGCUUUGAAAUUUGUUGAAACAAGAGUGAGACCUGAAUGGUCCAAGAGUUAAAGAUUGUGAUGAUCCACCAGUACAAGAGUUAAAGAUUGUUAUGGUCCACCAGUACAAGAGUUAAAGAUCAUGAUGGUCCACCAGUACAAGAGUUAAAGAUUGUUAUGGUCCACCAGUAACAUGAGUUAAAAGUCCUGACAGUCCACCAGGAUCCAUGGACUCAUCAGAUUAAAUGCUUUAUAAAGUCUUGAUUGUACAUGAACACAAAGUUGUGUCUAUCUUCAUUGUUCAUGAACACCGCAUUUUGUAAGCAAUACCACACCAUUUUACCACCAAGGAGGUACCUGAUCUAUAGCAUUAUUCUUUUUGGUAGGAGACAUUGAAAAGUGUGAGCCAUCAAACCAGUGCAUCACUGUCAAAAUAAGACACCAGUGUGUCACAGUGAAGCUAGGACACGAUCAUCCUUUAAGUGUUUUAACUGGCAGAACACAAUCAUGACAGCAACUGAGCAGUGGAAUUACCCCAUCACUCAACAUUCCAUCACAUGACGUUCAUCACAUGAGUUACAUGUCACAGCAUGAUCACAGAAUUGUCCUAGCUUUGAUGUCCCCCUGUCAUAUAGAUAUGGAGCUGGAGCUGUCUGAUGCCACAAAUUGAUAACGGUUGGCUCACCCAAAUGCCAUUCAUUCAAGAUUUAAUAUGGAAGGAUCGGAGAACAUCAGGGCUUGUUAUACCAUAUUCUCAGCAGGAACUGAAAUGAUAUUUCAUGGUGGGAAUUGACGACCAGUGAGGGUUUGGUUUGGGAUUGUUUGAUGGGAAAAUGCCAAACACAUUCAAGGCUUGACAGAGGCACACUCUUUGUUAAAGAGUAUUGAAUGAUUACAUGUGUGAAGAGGCAGAGGCUUUGUAAAGGUGGCUGACAGAGAAGAUCCCUACUCCACUGCACUGACUGAAGUGAUUGUAUACAGUAGGGUGUAUUACAUUGGAUUACUGCUCUGCCGGAGAAGAUCCCUACUCCAUUGCACUGACUGAAGUGAUUGUGUAUUACAGUAGGGUGUAUUACAUUGGAUGACGGCUCUGGCAACGCUCUUCAGAAAUAGAACAUUGAUAUCAACAACUGUGCAUUUGGAUUAAUGAGGAAUCAAGUUGACUGUCAGUUGCCUUCGAUACUAGUUAUACACAUGUUCUAGAAGGUAAGAAAUUGGAUAUUUCUGAGAAGAGAGAAGACAAUUGUAAUAUUAGUGUGCUUUGGAUAUCUUGUGUUGUGUAACAAGCAGUUCAAGGAUACCGUGUUUAUGUUUCUUGGGCUUCCUUUCAUUGAAAUUCAUUGUGUUACCAGGGAAUAAGAGUCACCUUGAACAAGCUUGUUUUACAAUGACUUUUGGACCUGGAUAACCUUGCCAAGACGUUUUGUGCCAGUGUCGUAUAGGUCCUGGUUGAAACUCUAUUUCAUGCUGCAACUUGUAACAAUUGAACAAGACAUGCAUUUUUUUGUGAAACUUUGAAACAAGUGAUAUUUUUUUUUACCCAGAAACCUACGAGUCUAAAGUUUCCUUUCUGAGACCUUCGAAAUCAAAUCUGUGAUUACUGGUAAUCAGAUGUUUCUUCGUGGACAGGACCCUUCUGUUCCCUCUUCCAACAAGCUGGAGCCAUCAGUAGAACACCACAGCAGUGAGAUGAGAUAUUUUGAUAAUGGCUUCCUUGUUCAAGAGUGAUUUGGUUUGGGGAAAGUGAUACUACACACCUCCACGUAUACAAUACAGGUCCAUAGAUGACCUUGAUGACCGUGACGAAGGUGUGACUUUCUAGGAGGCCUUCAACCAUGCCAUCAGGGUGUAACCUCAGACCCCAGGACAAGUGCAAUGGUGGCACAGGAUGUGUCAUGACCUCGAAUCACACGGAAGGCAUGGUAGGGAAAGAUGUGGAGAAGGGGGACGACCCGACUUUGCUCGGGUUCCUUCCACGAAUGUCUGUACAGGAAGUUCCGGCAUCGUGGUGGACGAGCAGAGAGAAGUAUCUCAUGGCUGUGUGUACACUGCUCUUCCUGGCAUGCAUCGCUUUUAUUGCUGUAGCAUUUACAAGGUCUGAAGAAUCCAAACACUGUUUAACAGCUGACUGCAUUAAAACAGCGUCCCAGCUGAUGGACAUGAUGGAUGUGACGGUCAACCCGUGUGAGGACUUCUACCAGUUCGCCUGUGGUCAGUGGGACAAGACCUAUGUUAUCCCCGAGGAGAAGUCCAGCUUCAACACCUUUGAGAAACUGCAUGAUGAACUACAGAUCAUUUUAAAAGGUCUCCUGGAGGAAUACCCCACCCCCCAUGACUGCGAGGCCACUCUCAAGGCCAAGGUCUUGUACCGAUCCUGCAUCAAUGUCUCCCAAGUGGAGCGAGUCGGAGAUACCCCGCUCCGGGAGGUGCUGGAGAGCCUGGGAGGAUGGCCACUCAUUGACGCCAGCUGGGAUCCAUCCACCUUUGACCUUGAAGUGUUGCUGGGGAAACUGCGAGGGAAGUACAACGCUCCAGUUCUUAUGGACAUCUUGGUCAGCGCUGAUGACAAAAACUCUUCCGUCAACAUCCUACAGAUAGAUCAGCCAAAGUUGGGGAUGCCCAGUCGGGAGUACUACCUGCAGGCGGAGGACAAGGUGUAUUUCCACGCAUACUACAAGUACAUGCUGGACGUGGCGCACCUGCUUGGGGCAGACAUGCAUAAGGCGCAGGACGAGCUGCACGAAGUCCUCGAGUUCGAGAUCAAGCUGGCAAAUGUGACAAAACCCCAGUCUGAGCGCCACGAUACAGGCGCCAUCUAUGACAAGAUGACCAUUAAGGAGCUACAGCAAGUGACGCCAACCUUUGACUGGGUGCGAUACUUCAACCUGUUCAUGCCGUACCCAAUCACAGAGCAGGAGCCGGUGGUCGUGUUUGCUGCGGAGUACCUUCACGACAUGUUUAACACUGUCAUGGAAACAGACAGACAGACAGUCGUCAACUACAUCAUGUGGAGGGUCAUUCUAAACUUUGCUGCUGAGUUGACAGAAUCCUAUCAACAUGUGGGGCGCCAGUACAGACGAGUCCUACAGGGCGUGAAACGUGACAAGAUACGCUGGCAGAAGUGCGUGGAGUACGUCAACAAGCGGAUGGGCAUGGCCGUGGGCAGCAUGUUCAUCAGAGACAACUUCAAGAAGGAGAGCAAGGACACGGCUUUGGAGAUGAUCCACGAUAUCCGAGAAGCCUUCAACGAACUCCUGGAAGAGAACCAUUGGAUGGAUGAAAUCACAAAGUCAUUUGCCAAGGAGAAGGCCAAUGCUAUGAAUGAACGAAUCGGCUACCCAGAUUUCAUCAAGGACAGCAAGAAACUGGAUGAAAAAUAUAGCCUGCUGCAGUUUGACGCACAGCAGUACUUCAGGAACAUCCUACGAGUGGAGGAAUACAGCGCCAUCAACAUGAUGAGGAAACUGCGUGAACCGGUCCGGAAGGACACUUGGGAGCAGGACCCUGCCGUUGUGAAUGCUUUCUACAAUCCCAACAGGAAUGAUAUCGUGUUUCCAGCCGGCAUCCUCCAGCCGCUCUUCUACAGCAGACAUUUUCCCAAGUCACUCAACUAUGGAGGUAUUGGUGUGGUGAUUGGACAUGAAAUAACACAUGGAUUUGAUGACAAAGGACGUCAGUACGACAAAGAUGGGAAUCUAAAGCAAUGGUGGGAUGAGGACACCAUCCAAGCAUUCCGAAACCAGGCCCAGUGCAUGAUCAACCAGUAUUCUGGCUACAAGCUGGAGCAGAUAGGGAUGUAUCUUGAUGGUAAGAACACCCAGGGAGAGAACAUCGCAGAUAACGGAGGACUGAAACAGGCAUACAGAGCCUACAGGAAGUGGGUGCAGGAACAUGGAGAGGAGCAGCUUCUACCAGGCAUCGGACUGAGUCACAACCAGCUCUUCUUCCUCAAUUAUGCCCAGAUCUGGUGUGGGAAGAUGCGAGAUGAAGAAGCUCUUCACAAGAUACGCACAGCAGUCCACAGUCCCGGACCUCUCCGGAUCCUGGGGCCGCUCUCCAACUCACUUGACUUUGCCGAAGCAUACAAUUGUCCCAUUGGAAGUCGCAUGAAUCCGACAAAAAAGUGCUCUGUGUGGUGAUUCCAGUGUGAGAUUCAUCCAUGAUGAUGACCUUCAUUCAAGGUCACACCGAACUCGAGCCAAGCAAAGAUUAAAGUUCAAGAGAAUCAGCUGUGUUUUCUCUGUGACUCAUUGGUUGUGACAGCAGCAGAUGUAUCUCUACUCUGGAACUCAAGAUUCCUGAACAACUCAGUACACUUUCAUGCUGAACUGAAACUUCAUUCAAUAUGUAUUCAAACUGCAAUAUACUGGAGCCAAAUCUUGAUGACAUUUUUUUUACAUGGGUAAUAUUUUGAUCUAUGUUAAAUUUGGUGUGGUGGUGAAAUGGGUAAAUAUGGACGUGAUGCUUGCCUGUCUGUCCGUCCAUACAGGGAGAUGUUGGAAACCUGGACAUUGUCAAUACCAUAUAUGGAAGUGAACACAUUUAAUGGAGCAAACAUAUAUGGAGGUGAACGCUUGUUAGGGAAUUGACAUAUAUGGCUCUUAAUGUCUGUGUAAAAGACGUGUGGUGGUGAGAAAUGAAUAAUGUGGCGUGGGUGGAGUACAGUAAUUCAAUGGAGAAGGGACGAGUGGAAAAGCCAAACUUAAAAUGGGAGGAGAGCCAAAGCCAUAUGUGGAACGGAGAAGAUGGAAAAGCCGUAUACUGAAAGAUGAGGAGUGGAAAAGCUAAAUAUUGAAUGAGAGGAGUGGAACAGCCAUAUAUAUUGAAAGAGGAGGAUUGGAACAGCCAUAUAUGUUAAAAGGGGAGGAGUGGAAAAGCCAUAUAUAUUGAAAGGGGAGGAGUGGAAAAGCCAUAUAUAUUGAAUGGGAGGUGCGGAAAGGCCACAUAUAUUGAAUGGGGGGAGUGGAAAGGCCAUAUAUAUUGGAUGGGAGGAGUGGAAAGGCCAUAUAUAUUGAAUGGGAGGAGUGGAAAGGCCAUAUAUAUUGGAUGGGAGGAGUGGAAAGGCCAUAUAUAUUGAAUGGGAGGAGUGGAAAGGCCACAUAUAUUGAAUGGGGGGAGUGGAAAGGCCAUAUAUAUUGAAUGGGAGGAGUGGAAAGGCCAUAUAUAUUGAAUGGGAGGAGUGGAAAAGUCAUAUAUGGAGGGGGAAAGUUGGACAAUGAAAGUUUUUUCCUGAAGGAAAUUGUUCAGAUGAAAAGAUUCUUUGGUUCCAAUAGGAGUUGAUGAUUCCACAAGAAAUAUGGUGUUAUCCUCAAAGACUUAAAAUGCUUAUGUAUUGCUAGAAACAUCAUUUGAAGUUUAAAUUUAAUAAACAGAAAUAAAAUAGAAAAUAUGAAAGCUAUUCAUGAAACAAUGUGAUCAUGUUAGCCUUGACCCCAGAUGAUAAUAACAGAAAUAUUCUGAAUUUUUGUGUUUCAUCCCAUUGAGGUAGCUAUUGAAAUUCCUAUCUUCCUAAUCUGCAGAUUUUUGUGUCGCUUGAUUAAUAUUUUUGUCAGUUGGAGUAAAAUAUUUAUGCGUUAUUAGUUUUGUUGGUCCAUUUUGGUAGGAAGAUUAGGGGAAAAGGAACAUCAAUGAUAGUAUGUAUAUUACUUCAAGCUGUUGCGUUCAAUUAGGAUAUAUACUACUCAAAAGAAGUAAAGGAUCACCUGAUUCUUUCAUAUUACAAUAGUUAAUCUCUCAUGCCAUGACAGAUUAACUUUACCAAUAUGAAAGAAUCGGGUGAUCCUUAACUUCUUUUGAGUAGUAUAUAUGAUGUGGCACUGUGACAGCAGGUAGCAUCUGAAAUAGGUUUUUGAAACCAACAGACUGCAGCAUUUGCUGGUGGUUGGUUAGACAAUGAUGAAGAUGUGUGUGUGCAAUAUAUCAUGACUUCUUUCAUGUACAUGUUCUUGUUCACUGUCCGUGGACUGUAUACUGUAUAUUACAUGUAUCAAUUAUCAUUACAUAUUCAGGGACCAGUCAUUAACUAUAGCAGGGGAUGUUUUGCCAUGGUGCAUGACAUACAGUUAUCUCAUUUGAAAAUGAUUUGGCUACCCUCCCAAAUGGUGCAUUUGUUCUUCACAACCAUCCACUAUCCAUAGCCCUGACCACCUCACAGAUCUAACCCAGCCCCAUUCUUGGUAAAGACAGAGUCAUCUCAUCAUAAAUGACUGGUCCCUGCUGUGACAGACUCUUGCCCUAAUUUGAUAUGUUUGUAUAAGACAGGACUAUAUAUGUGUUGUGUUUUGUGGUGCCAGUGUGUAUCAUGUGUUCCACAACCAGUUGUUGAAACUGUGACUAUUUAGUUAAAGCUGUAUCGUUCUUAUUCCUAAGUUAAUGGAUAUGCUGAUACUCAAAUUGGGAAAGUAAUCAACCAAACUUCAAGUGGAGUCUAUUAAAAUAUACUAUUCAAGAGCUGAUCCCAAUUCUUUCAUAUUACUGUAGUUAAUCAGUCAUGGCAUUAACUUCAGUAAUAUGACAAAAAAGCAGGCGUAUUUUUCAACUUCUUUUAGUUGUAUAUGUCAAGUAUCAUUAAGCGUGGGGCAAACAGAAAACCCAUAUUAAGCACAGUGAUUCACUGAGAGUCAGUUUGACAGUAUUUUAGAUAAUGGGGAAAAACUAAUGAUCCGAAGCUAUAACCAGUGGUCCUGGCAUGUCUUAAGUCCCGCAACACCUACAGCGUUUCAGUUUUAUCAUCUCAAAAGAUAUAUCGAGUUAUUGUGAUUAUUUUAUGAUCGUAUCAUACAUUAACUGGGUUGUAGGGGUUGUGAUUUCAUCAGUCCAUCUAUUUUAAUCAAUCCAUCGUAAAUCACUAAGCAUCGUUGUUCUUAGUGGAAAGGUCUGUUGACAAUGGCAUCUUUAUUUGUACCGUACCUUUUCACCAGAGGAUACAAUCAAGCCAGGUAAUUAAGUAACUGACGAGGAUUCGACAACAUCCCUCUUUCCCCUCCACAUCACCGAGCUAAUGACACAUAGCAAGUGUCUUUAACGUUUAAUACUGGAACGGCAAAGAAACGAUUUUCUUGUCUAAAAAUGAACUUUAUGAUCCGACUGUCAGAGAAACUACACUUACUUUUUAUAGAUUUUCUUCCGAAGUUAUGUUUGCAAUGUGGAUUGGAUUACUAGACAGCCUUGGCCUGCCCUUCUAUAUCUUUUUGUCAACCUGAGCCAUCUGAGGCUUGACAUUCCUAUCAAUACUGGAAGUUGAAUUCACAUCGUAUUACGACUGGAGGAAUUCUGGUAAGGUAUUCAUAUUAACGAAAUGACAAUUCGACAUUUGUGUGGGCAACUUCUUGUAUGUUUAAACAUACUGGAGUAGAUAUUGUCUUACAUGAAGUACACGUAUUAUAUCUAUCUAUCAUACGCAGACAGCUUUGUUAUUUUUAACUUCAGAAAAUACUUACGACAUCGUGUUGAAUCGGCAAUAGCAAGUAAUGAACAAACGAAAAUAAUGGUAAAGUUGUCUUUGCUAGCUGCAACCACAAAGCAUACUUCACAGUCAGAAAAUAAUUUAACACCUGCAGGUAGACAUGAAACCAGAAUAAACAUCCUGGCUCCAAGUUGGGAAAGUAUGACUUCUUGGCCUUGGAUACACACAUGCUAACAUAUUUCAAUAAUAGGUCAAAUAAUAAAUCGUCAAUAAUUCACUCUGUCACUUGCCAUUUCAAAAAGUGAUAAAGCAUUAAAAACACCACAACUACUAGACAAAAUAUGAAAGAGAAAACUGGUAUGUCUUUAUUAGCAGUCAAACAAAUAAAUCAAGAUGACAACAAGGUACGCACAAAAAUAACAUGACAGCAUGAUAAACGAACAUAGUUAACGAACUCAGGUAAAAACUGGGAAUUCACCGAAAAGAAUUAAUACCGUGGUUCAAAAAUCUUCAAAACUAACAUCAUGACACAUUGCUAAAUGUUAAUAGAUACAUUAUACCAUAUCUUCAAACACAAGUUCAGAGAGGACACACGCCUGUUCGUUACCAUGGUACGGCUAUAUGGUGGUACAAUGUUUGUUGUUAGGAGUGCAUGAAUAAGAAAUUUAAUCACUUUACAGAAAGACAAAACAUGAUAAAACUAUAGACGCUGUGUGACAAGUGACGUAAUUGUAUUGCAUCUUAUCUUAUCCACAUGUGUAAGAAUACGAUAAUCUAAGAUUAAUAUUUGAAGGUAUCGCCAACAUGACUGUUUACAUUGUUAGAUCGUGAUGCAGAUAUCGACAGGUUGUUAUCUAUACAUCUGGAAAAAAGAUCAGCACCAUCCAUUUUCCAUGUAUCUGUUGGAAAUAUCUACAUAAAUCAUUGACGACGCUUUCAUUAAUAUUUAGUAUCCCAUCGAUACUUGCUGAAAAGCUGAUACAAGGACGUUGUAUUUCAGUAUAAACAUAUCACUUUGUACACAAAAACCAAAUGUGUUUCACCAGAAAAUGAAUACAGAACGCACCUUUUUAAAAAAAUGAUAGAUUGAAAUUCACAGUUGUGUUUGCUGUACCUUUGUCCAGGUGUAUAUGUUGGCGGUUGUUCCUGUUAGACCACACAUUCCUGUUUCCGUUCCCUUGUUUCUGUAAGUUAACUUUAAUAAAGUAUAUUCAUGUUCA
Molecule: messenger RNA, 9660 nt
Organism: Haliotis rufescens (red abalone)
Lineage: Eukaryota; Metazoa; Mollusca; Gastropoda; Lepetellida; Haliotidae
Product: neprilysin-1-like
Exons: 22
Coding region: 2871-5174 (767 amino acids)
Biological process (GO): protein processing
Cellular component (GO): plasma membrane
Molecular function (GO): metalloendopeptidase activity
Source: RefSeq, a predicted model, not a curated record